AUGGCCUACUACGGCGGCGACCCCUACGCCCGUCCACCCUACGAACAACAACCCUACGGCGCUCCCCCUCCAGCACCAUACCAACAACAACCUUACGGCGCACCACCAUACUCCGGCCCUCCUCUCGCUCGUCCACCCCCCGGUCCCCCGCCCCCACUCCCACAAGGAUGGGUCCAACAAUGGGAACCUAACGCCCGUCGCGCAUUCUGGGUCGAAGAAGCCACCGGUCGUUCUCAGUGGGAAGCUCCUUAUGCUCCUGGUCCUGAUUAUGCGCGCGGUAUGCCUCCUGGUCCGCCGCAGGGUGGAUAUUAUGCUCCCCCUCCUGGUCCGCCGGUUGGAUAUGGUGGUGGUUAUGGUGGAGGUGGUUAUCAGCAGCAGGAUCAGCAGGAUCAAAAGAGUAGCAGCGGUACUGGGAAGUUGGUAAUGGCUGGUCUUGGUGGUGCGGCGUUAGGUGCUUUUGCAGAGCAUGAGAUUGAGAAGAGUGAUUCUAGUGAUGAGCGUGAAGCCUACGACGAGGGAAGAGAGGACCAGGCUUAUGAAGAUAAUGAUGAUGGUGGUUGGUAA
This is a messenger RNA of Penicillium angulare, 564 nucleotides long. Its product is annotated as WW domain protein. Bases 1 to 564 code for a protein of 187 amino acids. Lineage: Eukaryota; Fungi; Ascomycota; Eurotiomycetes; Eurotiales; Aspergillaceae. Gene Ontology annotation, molecular function: protein binding. The record is from RefSeq and is a predicted model, not a curated record. The transcript is spliced from 2 exons.